GUUUCAUUUUAUUGCCAAAAAAUGGGUUAUUGCAUCUCUUAAUAAUUGUGUAUUACAAAUAGACAGUAAUAUUUGGAAAUCAUCUUCUAAUAAUACAAAUGUUGUUGAAGCCACUAAUGUAUUAAGUAAUCAACGUGAGAAAAGUUUAAAAUUAAUGAGUACUAUUUUGCA
Messenger RNA from Dentiscutata erythropus, 171 nucleotides. NCBI's taxonomy places the organism in Eukaryota, Fungi, Glomeromycota, Glomeromycetes, Diversisporales, Gigasporaceae. The record is from the annotation of a GenBank genome assembly.